This is a messenger RNA of Caenorhabditis bovis, 1287 nucleotides long. The record is from the annotation of a GenBank genome assembly. NCBI's taxonomy places the organism in Eukaryota, Metazoa, Nematoda, Chromadorea, Rhabditida, Rhabditidae.
AUGGAAGAGCUGCCGCCAUGGAAAGGAAGAUUAUUGUUGAUAUUUGGAGGUGUUUUAGGACUACACAGGCUUUAUAUUCGACAAAUUCCCGAAGCAUUUAUUUAUUUUUCGACGUUUGGUGUAUUUUUGUUAGGUUGCUUAUAUGAUAGCUUCUUUUUUCGGCAGGAUAUCGAUAAUUACAAUGAGCUGGUUCGCGAAUACAAAGAUCCGCAAAAUAAGGAGAAAUACAAAAAAGGGCGAAUGCAAACCGCGCAAAUGAGAUAUGUCGCAUUCUCGUUCAAUCGCUUCUUGUUCUCGGUUCUUUACGGAUUCUGGAUUGGAGUUUUAACGUGGCUGGCGGCUAGUGUGACCUUCGGAUGGACCGAUAUCGAUCAUGUACCUUUUAUUUGUGUUUUGAGCUCCGGUGUGACCGCAGGGAUUUAUUUAAUCGGACAAUGCGGUGGUCAAACUCGCGAGCUUAGCUAUAUUUGGCUCGCCGCGUUCUCGUCGUCAUUUCUGCUGAUAAGAAUUGUUCACGUCACCGUGUUUCGGGCUUUAUUCAUCGCCGCGAUUAUCGCGACCGUCAUCGGGAAUCGAAGUGCCCGGAUGCGCUCGAUUCGACGACGACAUUCGCUUAAACACUUUGUGUUUUGGGCCUCAUUAUAUUGUAUGCUAAUGUGCGUUAUAAUUCUCGGAUGCUCUCGAAAAAUCAUGGAUAAACAGAUAACGGCAACUCGACCGGGAAAUUUUCGAGAAACAGCGUCUGUUGGAAGUCUCAUUAGGGAUCGAUUCUUCGACACAAAACGAGUCCAUAGUUUUUUCCACGGAGAUCCAAAGAUCGAAUACCAUUCGAAAAGUGCUUCGGAUGAUGCAGAUGAGUACAAAAAUUAUGAGAAAUCAAAUGGAUUUUGGGAAAAAGUGUGGAGUGGUGAAAUGUUCGAUGAGAUCACUGGAGCAGCACAUUUGACGAAAAUUGAUUGGGCCGAAUUAACAACUGUAUUUAUCAUCGACAUUUUCCGCGGCGAAAGUCGAGUGAUUGAUGGCAAAUCGACGAUUGAACCCUUCCAAUGGGCGGCUUGGAGGAAUUAUUUAAUUCAUAAAUUCGACUUUGAGCCGUUAGUCAGCGACGACAUCCUUAAAUCUCAAUGCAAAAAAUGGCUGUCCGACAAUGAUUCAGCGGAAAAGGCAAAUAUAUUUCCGAUUUUUGAGAAGCACAUCAUUAUUUUUUUUCAGAAACGACGAGAAAAAGAAUACAAAGAUUAUGCAGCUUUAGCAACAAGAAAAGCAUGUGCCAGUCUAAUGUCAUAA